UGUAUGAUUUUGUAAUAUUUUUAAGUAUAAUUAAACGUUAUGAACGUCCAUUUAUUACAGAUAGAAGUUUGAUUAUUGAUUUGACCAAUACAGAUAAUAAAGCUUUUAACUAUCGAUAAUUAAUCGAUCACCAAAAGCGAACUAAUUGCCAGCAGUGAUGUCACGUAGCUUUCGACAAUGUUUUGCAUGAGUUCGUACAAAAUUGACACAGUCUAUGGCAGAAGUUUCACCAUGAAAUUUCAUACAAUUAGAAGAUGGUGGUUUCUCUUUCUACCGCGUAGAACUUUCGUCGGACGUUGUCAUUGGCUGCUCAGUCGAGCUGAAAUUCAAUUUCAUUUUCCUUAUUUUUAGUAUUAUCAUUAUUACAGUGGUCUGUCAUCGAUGUCGAAACAUUACGACGAAAUUUCUAGUAGUUGCAAUCGAUCGUUGCAAGCGUCUGCAACUACGCAUUCAUCGAGAAAGUAGCAAUUAAAGCGAGCUACAACAGAAGAAUCGUUAAAUCGUGUUCGAGCCGCGUGGCAAAUUGAAUAACUUACUUUGCAACGUAGCAUAUAUUUAGGAUAUUUAUUAACGCGUUGACUGUACGAAUCGUAGCUGUGAGUUUAAUUUAGUCGAAAACGAAAAAUCUUCAUCGCAACGAUCAUGUUACGCUAUGGAAUUGGCGUAGCUGUCCAUUUCCUUUUUAGGAAUUUGAUCUUUAUCUAGUUACGCCAAUGACAGAACAUCAAAACAAACGAUAAAAAGAGACAAUUAUUUAUUUCCCAAGCUUUUCUGUUAGAUUUGUAAUCGUUGUCCAAGGAACGAUAUAGCAAAAACAUAUCGGUUGCCACAAAGGUCGCUAUAAAUUAAAACACAAACGAAGGAAAUUACACCGAUAAAAUUACGCCAGUAAUGCAAAACAGCAAACAUAAGCAUUAGAUUAAAAUAACCUUCAUAAUCGAUAUUAUCAGAUUUUAUAUUAGCCACGGUUAUUUUUACCGAAUCAAUGAACAAAUUUUAUUAAUUUGAUCGAUUUCGGACGUUCAAUAAAAGCGAAAUAUCUGCACAGGUUUCGAUCAAUGAAUUCAACAGUGAAAGUAUUAGAAAGAAAUCGAUAACUAUUUUUGGUAUUGCCACGCACCACGUGUUAUGAAGUUCAAACCAAGAUGAAUAUCUUUCGUCAUGGUAAUUAGUCUGCUGCUGAAGUUUGAAUAAUAAUCAGAAUAGAUUGUCGAGUUCAAAGUCUAGUUUAUGUUCUUUUCCUUUUUCAAUUCUUGAAUUAUUAAUUCAAUUUCAACACUCUUUUUAUUCUGUGUACACGGUUUACCGUUAUUUCAAUACUGAGGCUGUUCAUUGACUUUUACUGGGCUCUCCCUAAACUCCCUACAGGUUCUCCCUGGCAUUGACGUAAACCGAAGAAUAUAAGAAAGAAAGCUUCAUAUUCCAUAUCCUAAAAAUCUCGAAAUUUCUAAAGUAAAAAAUGUCGAGUCACUUUUAAAUUACAUCACAUCACAAUUGCCUUUUACUUUCAUUGAACGUGUUCAUACAAAAAUCUGCAAACUCAUUCUGAAAUCAUCGUGAUACGAUUCCUUGUAAUAAUCUCAGCGAAACUGGAGUGAAACUUGUAAAAAUAAACUGAAUUUGUUUUUCCUCUGCAAAGGAGACAACUUGUCCAUUGAUGUAGUCGAAAGUAAAACAUGUUCAGGUUCGAACGAAGGUCCAAAGUUAGCCUUGUCCGAUGGUUGACCUUUCUUGUCGUACGGUUCCCAUGUUUCAUCGUCCACCGAUCUUUCGUUACAAAAUUCAUUACCUUUGGAUACUAAAUUCCUCGUCUGCUUAGAUGUUUUUCUAAAAUCUCGUUUAUGGCCUGUAUGGUAAAUAUAAUCCAAGGUAAACGAAUCCCAUAACGUCCGAGCCUGAUGGUUUAUAGCAAACGACGACUUUGAACAGAAUAUUUUACAGUAUCUUAAUAAUAUUCGUAUUUUAAUUUGUAUCGAUAGACUCGAGUUUGGAAACGAAUCGAGAAUUUUAAAUAAUUUGUUUUUACACGUACGUUUAGAUGUGUACUUCUUUUUAAUUGCUCGACCAGUCUUCCUUGAAAUUCUUCCUUCGAUUCAUAAAUUCCGUGGAUAUUGCUUUUGAAAUUUAUAAAAUUCGCUUUAAUAAUAUAGUGAAAAGUUGUGUUGAGGAAGUGCUUGUGGUUGCUUUUUAAGAGUUUAGAACAUAAAUAAAUCUUACUACAUUUUUUGCUAUGUAUCUUAUACAAUAUUUCUGUUUCGUAAUCAGUUAUAGCGUGUCUGAUGUUAUUCAGAAAGUAAAGCAGUGAACAGUUCAUUGUUUCUCUUGAAUACUUAAUAUAGUUGUUAAAACGUAAGAAUAUUGAAUGUAUGUAUAAUUUUCAUCGAGUUAUUUCGUGCCUUUCUAGUAAUUAAAACAAUGAACUAUUCUCGGUAAAGGCACUAUGAGAACGUCGAAGAACAAUGAUACUACACAUGAAUAAAAUAAUAAUACUUAUAAAACAUAAUAUUAUAUUUAAAAUGUAUACCGUUAUAAAUAAUAGAAUUAAUGUUAUUUAAUACAUUAUUGACAGUUAUUCGAUACAGGAAGAAUUCUUGACACUUAUAAAUAAUAAACGCAAGAACCACGUUCCUAGGGACUACAUUUUGUCUCUGUUCCGAACGAUGAAUACUUUCACUGGUCAGAGGGAGUGAAAGGAGAAAAAAAAAUGAAAAGAGGGCACAGAGUGGGAGAUUAAAUAAAAACGAGAAGCGAAGUUAAAAGAGUCGAGAUCUAACGGAACUUACAGAAAAGAAAUACAAUGUUGUCCCAAUCGAUAAAGUAUCUAUACUAUAAAAGCGGAACAUGCGUGUGUAAUCAGAACGCAUAUUCAUAAAUUAUGAAAUCCCUAUUACCCGUAGAUGAGAAGAAUUUAAUAUGUAAAUUCUUUCGAUAAAAUAUGCGGAUAUUUUAAAUAAUUACUGUUUGCCGCGGUAUCGAAUUUCUACGACUAUCGAUUCCCACUUUUUUUCUUCAGUCUGAACUUGUCGCAUAAGCCACAUUAACCAUACAGUUGUAUUUUGCUUGUUUGUUUUUGAUAAUGGAUAUUAUUAUUGAUACUAGAGGUCAACAAGAAUUAUUAACAAAAGAUUGUUUAUUACAGUCAGACGAUGAUUUCGAUUUCGAAGAAACAGGUGGAGAACCGUCGAAGUUCUUUGAUAUAGAGGAAAAUUUAAUUGAAAAUGAAGCCCGAACAAAAAGGAACGUGUUUAACUCAGCAAAAGAUAUCGAUCUCGAUGAAUUCGAAAAUGAUAUGGGAUGGUCAGGCACACACAAGAAAGGCAAAACAUCCCCUCCAAACUUAACAGCUUUAAAACAAGAAAUAGUAUCAGUUGAUGACAUUAUGAAAAAUAGCGUUGUUAAGCCUGGUUGGGAACAACUAAAAUAUGUGCACAAUGAACAUAUAGGCAAAAGAAAAUUAAAAGCUAAAAGACAAAGAGAACGGGCUAAAACUAAGGGUACUGGUUGGUUUAAUAUGCCUGCUCCUGAAAUGACACCAGAAGUUAAACAUGAUCUUCAGGUCAUACAAAUGAGAUCAGUAUUAGAUCCAAAACGUUUCUAUAAAAAGAAUGAUCUGAAAGUUUUACCAAAAUACUUCCAAAUUGGUAAAGUUGUUAAUUCACCUUUGGAUUAUUAUUCUGGACGUCUUACAAAGAAAGAACGUAAGAAGACAAUUGUGGAUGAGCUUAUGGCUGAUGCUGAAUUUUCCAAAUUUAAUAAACGUAAAUAUAAAGAGAUUAUUGAUGAAAAGAAAAAGACACAUUACAAAGCUCACAAACAUGCAAAAAAACUUAAAGGAAAGAAAAAAUGAUGCACAUAACUUGUAAAUAUUUAU
This is a messenger RNA of Megachile rotundata (alfalfa leafcutting bee), 3871 nucleotides long. Its product is annotated as deoxynucleotidyltransferase terminal-interacting protein 2. The record is from RefSeq and is a predicted model, not a curated record. Gene Ontology annotation, biological process: RNA processing. Gene Ontology annotation, cellular component: nucleolus. Lineage: Eukaryota; Metazoa; Arthropoda; Insecta; Hymenoptera; Megachilidae. Gene Ontology annotation, molecular function: RNA binding.